Aspergillus japonicus CBS 114.51 is the source of this 3084-nucleotide messenger RNA. RefSeq names its product non-ribosomal peptide synthetase. The transcript has a single exon. Lineage: Eukaryota; Fungi; Ascomycota; Eurotiomycetes; Eurotiales; Aspergillaceae. The coding region runs from base 1 to 3084 and encodes 1027 amino acids. The record is from RefSeq and is a predicted model, not a curated record.
AUGGGUUCCUUGUUUCAAUCCACUAUCGACAGGAUCAUUUCAUCCCACACCGCAAAAGCUCCUCAGGCGACGGCUGUUGAAGAUGGCGACCGCAAGAUGUCUUAUCAGGAGCUUGAGCGGAAGGUAGUCAACCUCACCUCCAUGCUCGCGGAGCACGAUCUCAAGCAUGAAGAGCCAGUUUGCAUCCUGGCAGAUCUCGGCGUUGAGGUGGUCGUCGCUCAGCUGGCUGUCAUACGCCUUGGCCUGACAUGCAUUCCCUUGAUUACAUGUACACCCAGGCUUCGCCUUAUGAGUAUUCUGAAGGAUGUGGGGGCAAGAUGUGUUCUUUCAGACUCGGCAAACAUUCCUCUGGACAGUGAAUUCACAGUCCUUCCCAUCACUGUCGAUGGCGAAGAAUGGCAAGGCCACGACGCCGAUCGUGCGGGGUGUGCCGACGGUGUCGAUGGCAACCCAAGUUCAUUUCUUGAAUGCCAAAACCCCAACUAUCGUACUCACAUCCUGUAUACCUCUGGAUCUACUGGAAAGCCCAAGCCGGUGCAGGUUAUGGAGCGAAGUAUCCUGCAUCUAGCGUCCAAGAGCCCGCUCGGAAUCCUGGACCCAACCGACAAAGUCGCCGUCAUCAACAACCCCGGCUUCGACAUCUCCCUCUUCGAGAUAUUCACUGGCCUGAUCGGAGGAGCGACGCUCGUGAUCGUGCCUCGCACGGUGGUCACCGACCCCUUCACCUUCCGCGAGUUUAUCACCGAGAAAAGACUUUCGGUCAUCUAUCUGACCUCCACCUUGUUUGGUAUCAUCGCCCACGCCUGCCCGACCACCUUCCACAACGUCAAGCAUCUUCUGAUCGGCGGAAGUGCUGCCAAUGUGGCAGCAGUAAAGGCUGUUGUGAAUUCGUCUCUGCCGCCGAAAUAUUUCUGGAACACGUACGGCCCUACCGAGAUCACGACACAUGCGGCGAUGCACUUGGUAACCCCAUCAGAAUUCAAGUACGAUAACAUCGGGCUCGGGAAACCUUUUGGCAAUGGGCGCCUUUGUCUGGUGAAUGAGGAUCUCAGUACCAUUACCACCCCGGGCGUUGUCGGUGAGGUUCUCCUUACUGGACCCGGCUUGACACGUGGAUACGUUGGUCUUUCUCAAGAGAAUGAGUAUCGGUUCCUGCAGCUCGAAGACGGCCUGCGGUACUACCGGAGCGGUGACCGAGCGAAAUGGAGAAAAGGCGAGGCAGAUGUUCUCGAGUUCGCCGGACGCACGGACUUUCAAGUCAAGCAGGGCGGCUUCCGCGUGGAGCUUGAAGAGAUCCAGCAUAUGCUACUCUCUAGCGGUCAGCUCGUGGGGGCUGUCGUCGUUCAGGUACCCGGAAGCAGCGUGACCGUGGGCGCGUUCAUCGUUGCCUUCGUCAUUCCAGCAAUCGCCGAUACCCUACGCGUCGGAGCGUUGGAGGAAUAUCUUGGGGAGAGGCUGCCCGGAUAUAUGAUCCCAAGCGAUAUCGUGUUCUUCCAGGAGUUUCCAUUGAACGAUCACGGGAAGAUUGAUCGCAAGGCCUUAAUUCAAACGUACCUCAUGGAGCGAGAGCAGCAGAAGUCCGAAUUCAAAGACAGUCGUGACACCGCCACCAUCGUCAGGGGGCUCUGGUCCUCGUUGCUCAACAAACCAUCUUUCAAGCAAGACGAUGACUUUUUCCGACUGGGGGGCACCUCGCUGCAGGCGGCGGCCCUGAUUGCCAAGCUGCGCGAGCACACGGGCAGAACAAUUUCCAUGCGAGGUCUGGUUGAAAACUCCCGUCUCCACGAGCUGGUCGCCUAUCUGGGCGAAUUUGUCGAGGGGGGCAAUGCUCCCGACGACGCCGAUUGUUGGAUCGCUGACGCCCGACUGACCGAUGACCUGAAGAUUAAUCCGGCCUGGUCCGCUCAGGAUUGGGACUCAGUCAUCGACUGGACUGCCCCAGGGGAAGGACGUCUUUUCUUGACCGGUGUCACCGGGUUCGUGGGGGCCCAUUUUCUCUUUCGCUUUCUCAAUAUGCCGGAAGUGCAGGAGGUUGUCUGCCUUGCGCGCGCGAAGAGUGGCCAGACACCCCGUCGGCGCGUGGAGCACACUCUCAAGCGCUAUGAAUUCUAUGAACGAGUCGCCCAUCACCUGGACAAGCUGACUGUUCUCGAAGGCGAUAUCACACAGACGGACCUUGGGUUAUCCGCCAGCGACUACACCCAACUGGCGGACAGGACCAGCGCGAUUUUCCACAUCGCGGCAAAGGUCAACUACUGCGAGCCAUACUCGGCCCAUUUCAAGCCCAACGUUCUAGGAACCAAGAACCUGCUUGAGCUGGCUGCGCAAGGCCGCAGGAAAGCCUUCCACUACAUGUCCAGUCUCGACGCGUGGGGUGCUACCGGUCUCAUCUACGGGACCCGGGUGCUAUUGGAAGACGAGCCUCUUCUCCCACACAUCGGGUCCCUUGCAUUUGACAUUGGCUACGCAUCUAGCCAGUGGGUCGCAGAGCAGAUGGUCCGCGGUGCCCGCGACCGCGGCCUUCCCGCCGUGAUCUAUCGACCCGGGUUCGUCAUCGGGGACACGCAACACGGCGCCGGCAAUCCGGACGACUUCGUGUCCCGUCUGUUCAUGGGAUCGAUUCGCCUCGGUGCGUUCCCGCAUCUCCCCAACCAGCGCAUGGAGUUCGUCACGGUGGAUUACGUCUGCGAUGCGACGUUGCAUAUCGCCUCCAAGAAGAGCAGCUUCGGUCGCUCGUACUGCCUGGUGCCGCCCUCGCCCGCAAUCUCCGUGGAUAUGGAGAAGACGUAUGAGAUUCUGGUCGAAGCAGGCUAUGCGCUCCGCUUGCUUCCCUACUGGGACUGGGUCCGCGAGCUUCAGGAGAUCGAGGAUCAGGACAAUCCGCUGAACCCCCUCCUCCCGAUGCUGCAGGAGCCCGUCAUCAGUGGGCUGUCACGGUUCCAGACGAGCCGGCAGACUCCUUGGUACGAUUGCUCCAACACCCUCGCAGCGCUCAAGGAUGCCCCGGAGAUCAAGUAUGCGCCGCUUAGUGUCGACUUGCUGACCACGAUCCUGCGGUUCUGGCGGCGGAUUGGGGCUUUUUGA